This is a messenger RNA of Naegleria fowleri, 759 nucleotides long. RefSeq lists its product as uncharacterized. The transcript has a single exon. Gene Ontology annotation, molecular function: 6-phosphogluconolactonase activity. Gene Ontology annotation, biological process: carbohydrate metabolic process; pentose-phosphate shunt. The record is from RefSeq and is a predicted model, not a curated record. Bases 1 to 759 code for a protein of 252 amino acids. Lineage: Eukaryota; Heterolobosea; Eutetramitea; Acrasida; Naegleriidae.
AUGUCCAAACUUGCCUAUCAACAUCACUCUCUCACCUCUCCACAAGAAUUCAACACUCUCUGUGCUCAAUCCAUCAUGGAAAGAAUUCAAAAUGCACUCAACAAACAUUCCCGUGCCAUGAUUGGGUUAAGUGGUGGCUCUACUCCAAUUCCAAUCUAUAAAAUCCUUUCCGAGCUUUUAAAACCCAUUCUUCCCAACAAGAAUAUUAUUUUCUUUUUAAUGGAUGAUCGUUAUGUCCCGAUGGAUCAUUCCGACAGUAAUCAAAAAUUAGUAUUAGAUUCUCUCAAUGUUACUCAAGAACAAGUAACUCUCAUAUUUCCAAACAACAAAUUACCCAUUGAUGAAUGUGUUAAAGAUUAUCAAGAGAGAUUACAACGUGAAUUAGAAAAACAACCUAAUCAGAAAGUCACUGUAUCUACUUUGGGAAUGGGACCUGAUGGUCAUACAUGUUCCAUAUUUCCAUCCACUAAUAAGAAUAGAGACAUUUUCUGUGAUGAAUUCAAAGUGGUUCACACGACGACCACUCAAUUUGCUGUCUUUGAUAGAAUCACUGUGAAUUAUCACUUUUUGUUGAAACACUCUGAAGAAUUGUUCAUGUUUUUCAGAGGACAAGACAAAUGGAAACUCUGGAAGGAAAUGGAACAAUUCAUUUUAGAGAAGAGAAAUGGUUCUGCCAACGAAGAUACCAAUGACUGGUUGAAAUAUCCUUGUCUUCCAUUCUUGUGCAUGGAGAAUUGUGUCUUGUUUAGCAGUGAGUAA